UCGACACCAUGGCCGCCGUGGCGUUCACCCCCGUCUCCAUCCAGGCGUCCGCCGCCAGGCCCCGCGCCACCGUUCGCGGCGCGCGCGCCGUCCGCGCCGUCUCCGGCCUCGGCUCCUCCGCCGCUCUCGCGCCUCGCCCGUCCGCGAUGCGCGCGCUCGGUCUCGGAGUCGCGCCCCGCCGCGGCGCCCGCUCCGCUGACCUCGCCGUCCGCGCAAUGGCGGACGAGGAGAAGGAUGACAAGGGCGCCGGCGUCAAGCAGCUCCUCGGCAUCCGCGGCGGCGAGCGCACCGACGACAUCUGGAAGAUCCGCCUGCAGCUCACCAAGCCCGUGACCUGGGUGCCGCUCAUCUGGGGCGUCAUGUGCGGCGCCGCCGCGUCCGGCCACUACACCUGGACCCCGGAGAACGUCGGCAAGGCCAUGCUCUGCAUGUUCAUGUCCGGUCCCCUCCUCACCGGCUACACCCAGACCAUCAACGACUGGGAGGACCGCGAGAUCGACGCCAUCAACGAGCCCGACCGUCCGAUCCCCUCCGGCGCCAUCUCCGAGUUCGACGUCCAAGUGCAGAUCUACGUCCUGCUCUUCGGCGGGUGGGCGUGCGCGUGGACGCUCGAUCAGUGGUGCGAGCACGAUUUCCCAAUCGUCACAGCGCUCACCUUGUUCGGCAGCUGGAUCUCGUACAUCUACUCGGCGCCUCCGCUGAAGCUGAAGCAGGAGGGUUGGAGGGGUAACUACGCCCUCGGCGCGUCCUACAUCGCGCUGCCCUGGUGGGCGGGCCAGGCGGUCUUCGGAGAGCUCUCCUUGGACGUCAUGGUGAUGACGGUGCUGUACUCCAUCGCGGGCCUGGGCAUCGCCAUCGUCAACGACUUCAAGUCCAUCGAGGGUGACAGGCAGAUGGGCCUGAUGUCCCUGCCCGUGGCGUUCGGCGUGGAGAAGGCGAAGUGGAUCUGCGUGGGCUCCAUCGACGCCACGCAGCUCGCGGUGGCGGGAUACCUGCGAGCCAUCGGCGAGGUGGGCUACUCGAACAUGCUCCUGGCGCUCAUCUUCCCCCAGAUUUUCUUCCAGUUCAAGUUCUUCCUCCCGGAUCCCAUCAAGAACGACGUCAAGUACCAGGCCAGCGCGCAGCCCUUCCUGGUGUUCGGCCUGCUCACCACCGGCCUGGCGUGGGGUCACCACAUCAACGCCAUCGGCGCUUAAGGGAAGCGGAGAAGGAGAGAAAGAGACGGAGGAAGAGAAUGCGAGGCGGAGGAACGGCGGACGAGAGGUCACAUGUAAUAUCCAGCGAAUAUUAGGCGGC
Micromonas commoda is the source of this 1296-nucleotide messenger RNA. RefSeq names its product chlorophyll synthetase (gene CHLG). Gene Ontology annotation, cellular component: membrane. The record is from RefSeq and is a predicted model, not a curated record. Gene Ontology annotation, biological process: chlorophyll biosynthetic process. Lineage: Eukaryota; Viridiplantae; Chlorophyta; Mamiellophyceae; Mamiellales; Mamiellaceae. Gene Ontology annotation, molecular function: chlorophyll synthetase activity. The transcript is spliced from 2 exons. Bases 9 to 1196 code for a protein of 395 amino acids.